Molecule: messenger RNA, 2306 nt
Organism: Pongo pygmaeus (Bornean orangutan)
Lineage: Eukaryota; Metazoa; Chordata; Mammalia; Primates; Hominidae
Gene: CREB3L3
Product: cAMP responsive element binding protein 3 like 3
Exons: 10
Coding region: 144-1529 (461 amino acids)
Biological process (GO): regulation of transcription by RNA polymerase II
Cellular component (GO): nucleus
Molecular function (GO): RNA polymerase II cis-regulatory region sequence-specific DNA binding; DNA-binding transcription factor activity, RNA polymerase II-specific
Source: RefSeq, a predicted model, not a curated record
UCCGCUUCAGCAUCUUUUGGGAGUGGUGACAGAGCCACAGAGGGCUGUGAGCUUGCCCAGCCCCAGGUAACGCUGGCGGUGGGUGGGCCUCCAGCUUGGAGCAGAGACCCCCCAGGCAUCUGCAGACAGAGCUGGAUGGACCCAUGAAUACGGAUUUAGCUGCUGGAAAGAUGGCUUCUACUGCCUGCCCCAUGGACCCCAUCAACAGCUUUGAGCUCCUGGAUCUCCUGUUUGACCGGCAGGACGGCAUCCUGAGACACGUGGAGCUGGGCGAGGGCUGGGGCCACGUGAAGGACCAGCAGGUCCUGCCAAACCCCGACUCUGACGACUUCCUCAGCUCCAUCCUGGGCUCUGGAGACUCACAGCCCAGCUCCCCACUCUGGUCCCCCGAAGGCAGUGAUAGUGGCAUCUCCGAAGACCUCCCCUCCGACCCCCAGGACACCCCUCCACACAGUGGACCGGCCACCUCCCCCACCGGCUGCCAUCCUGCCCAGCCCAGCGAGGGGCCCUGCCUCUCCUAUCAUCCUGGCAACUCUUGCCCCACCACACCCCCAGGGCCAGUGAUCCAAGUGCCUGAAGCCUCUGUGACCAUAGACCUGGAAAUGUGGAGCCCAGGAGGAAGGAUCUAUGCUGAGAAGAGGGCUGAUCCGGUGGACCUGUCCCCACGAUGCAAUCUCACCGUGAAAGACCUCCUCCUUUCGGGCGGCAGCGGGGACCUGCAACAGCAUCACCUGGGGGCCUCCUACCUCCUGCGACCUGGCGCUGGGCACUGUCAGGAGCUGGUGCUCACCGAGGAUGAGAAGAAGCUGCUGGCUAAAGAAGGCAUCACCCUGCCCACUCAGCUGCCCCUCAGUAAGUACGAGGAGCGAGUGCUGAAAAAAGUCCGCCGGAAAAUCCGGAACAAGCAGUCGGCCCAAGAAAGCAGGAAGAAGAAGAAGGAAUAUAUCGACGGCCUGGAGACUCGGAUGUCAGCUUGCACUGCUCAGAAUCAGGAGUUACAAAGAAAAGUCUUGCAUCUCGAGAAGCAAAACCUGUCCCUCUUGGAGCAGCUGAAGAAACUCCAGGCCAUUGUGGUGCAGUCCACCAGCAAGUCAGCCCAGACGGGCACCUGUGUUGCGGUCCUGUUGCUGUCCUUUGCCCUCAUCAUCCUCCCCUCCAUCAGCCCUUUUGGCCCCAACAAAGCCGAGAGCCCUGGGGACUUUGCGCCUGUGCGAGUGUUCUCCAGAACUUUGCACAACGAUGCUGCCUCCCGCGUGGCCGCUGAUGCUGUGCUGGGCUCCGAGGCCCCAGGCCCCCGACCCGAGGCUGACACAACCCGAGAAGAGUCUCCAGGAAGCCCCGGGGCAGACUGGGGCUUCCAGAACACCGCGAACCUGACCAAUUCGACGGAGGAGCUGGACAACGCCACCCUGGUCCUGAGGAAUGCAACAGAGGGGCUUGGCCAGGUCGCCCUGCUGGAUUGGGUGGCACCUGGGCCGAGCACUGGCUCAGGACGUGCAGGGCUGGAGGCGACGGGAGAUGAGCUGUGAGCCCCGCCAGGACUAUGCUCCCAGGCCCCUCUGCCUAGGGGUGCCUUGGGGAUGCUGCACUGGACAGCGACCCACCUGGGGAUGGGACGUGAGGCCAAGACCCCAGCAGAGACGCCAGAAUGGGGGAGGCGCAGCUCAUAGCCACACACCCAGGGCCUGACUGAAGCCCACGCAGGAACCGACACUUGGACACAUGGCAGAGAGAGGGCCACAGGACCCGGGAAAUACACACAGAGCCAGAAGCAGAAGCAAAGAGCAGACACACAUACAGCCUGAAACAGACCCAGACAGACAGACACAGCCUGAAACAGACCCAGACAGACAGACCGACACAGCCUGAAGCCGACCCAGACAGACAGACAGACACAGCCUGAAACAGACCCAGACAGACAGAUACAGCCUGAAACAGACCCAGACAGACAGACCAACGCAGCCUGAAACAGACCCAGACAGAGAGACAGGCAGACACAGCCUGAAACAGACCCGGACAGACAGGCAGACAUAGCCUGAAACAGACCCGGACAGACAGACAGACAUAGCCUGAAACAGACCCGGACAGAUAGACAGACACACACACACAACAGAUGCCCAGCAACUCCCCGCCCAGGGACCCCUCCCGGCCUGCCUCGCACACUGGGAGGAGGAAGCCGCCGAGACUGCAGGGAGCCUGGCCCCGGAGCCCCGGGUGCGCCCUGGUCUUUGGAGCAGUCACGGCCCACAAUCACCCCUCUUUUCUAAGACUGCCUGAUCCGAAAUAAAGUAUUUUGACAGAACCCU